Phytophthora infestans T30-4 is the source of this 399-nucleotide messenger RNA. RefSeq lists its product as uncharacterized. Bases 1 to 399 code for a protein of 132 amino acids. The record is from RefSeq and is a predicted model, not a curated record. NCBI's taxonomy places the organism in Eukaryota, Oomycota, Peronosporomycetes, Peronosporales, Peronosporaceae. The transcript has a single exon.
AUGAGACUGGAAGAUCUUGAGGCCACUGUGGUGAGCUUGGAGGAGAAAUACAAUGCUGCGGUUGACGGACAGGUACUGAGUGAAGAUCUAGCGCUGGAGCUUGAAGCUUUGCAAUCACAAUGUCAGAUGCAUAGCGAUCGUCUCCACGAAGCAAAUGCAGCCACUUCACGCUGGAAAUCACAGUACCAAGAAGCACGAUCGGAGCUGGCGUCAAGUAGCUUGGAGAAGGAGCGGCUGAAAGGAGAGCUCCGAAAGGUGAAGAAGGCUGCGGUGCUGGCGAUGAACCGACAAUACGUCCAACUUGACGCGAAUGGAGCUUCCCAGUCGUUGCUGCGUGCUGAUCGGCACCAUGACAAUGAGAACAAGAAGAGGUCGUUUAGCAGUGACGACAUCUCCUAA